This is a messenger RNA of Limanda limanda (common dab), 4871 nucleotides long. RefSeq names its product transmembrane O-mannosyltransferase targeting cadherins 3 (gene tmtc3). The record is from RefSeq and is a predicted model, not a curated record. Gene Ontology annotation, molecular function: mannosyltransferase activity; protein binding. Gene Ontology annotation, cellular component: endoplasmic reticulum. Bases 138 to 2945 code for a protein of 935 amino acids. Gene Ontology annotation, biological process: protein O-linked glycosylation via mannose. The transcript is spliced from 14 exons. NCBI's taxonomy places the organism in Eukaryota, Metazoa, Chordata, Actinopteri, Pleuronectiformes, Pleuronectidae.
CCCGGAAGUGGUUGCGAUGCAGCCUCUGCGCUAGCUUGCACAAAGUUGAAUUCCGCUCGAUGAGUUGUGUUUUCUCGUGUGUGUGAAACCAUUCCAAGUGCUUGUGAAAACGUGAUCAAUGACGGCUUUGGUCAGCCAUGGCUGCUGUGUCAUGGAAGGAGAUGCUACUUUUGACUGGACUGGUGGUGGGAUGUUACUGGAACAGUCUGGCGUGCGGCUUUGCGUUUGAUGAUGUAUCUGCAAUCCUCGACAACAAGGACCUUCGACCGUCAACGCCUGUCCGCAACCUUUUUCUCAAUGAUUUCUGGGGGACGCCCAUGGCUGAGGAGAGGAGCCAUAAAUCCUACCGACCGCUCACCGUAUUCACCUUCCGGCUGAACUACCUCUUCACUGAGCUGAGCGCAGCUUCUUACCAUCUGCUCAAUGUGGUUUUACACGCUGUGGUGUGUGUGCUUUUCCUGCGAGUGACCCGAUUGUUCCUGGACGGGACUUUCAGCCUGGUGGCGGCUCUGCUGUUUGCUGUGCAUCCCAUUCAUACCGAAGCUGUCACAGGUGUGGUUGGGAGAGCUGAACUUCUCUCUUCAAUCUUCCUCCUGGCUGCAUUCCUUGCCUACACAAAAUCAACAGGUGCCGACCACUCCAUUGUUUGGCCACCCAUCGCUUUGACAGUAGUUUUAGUGGCUGCAGCAACACUGUGCAAAGAGCAGGGAAUCACUGUCGUUGGCAUCUGCUGUGUCUAUGAAGUGUUUGUUGCACAAGGGUUUACCCUGCCCAUGCUGUUGGACACACUGCGGCAAGUUGUGCAGGGUAAAGACGGUUUUCCCUACGCUCUCCUGCAAACUCUGCUGAAGCUCAUUGUCCUCGUCAUCAGCACCCUGCUGCUCGUCAUCGUCAGGGUCCAAGUCAUCCAGUCACAGCUUCCUGUCUUCACCAGAUUUGAUAACCCAGCAGCAGUCAGCCCCUCUCCAACUAGACAACUCACUUUCAACUACCUACUUCCUGUCAAUGCAUGGCUUCUGCUGAAUCCCUCAGAGCUUUGCUGCGACUGGACCAUGGGCACCAUCCCUCUGGUGGAGUCACUUCUAGAUCUCCGCAACCUGGCCACCCUGGUCUUCUACACUUUUCUUGGCCUGUUGGCCUAUUACAGCCUGCGCAACAGACACAGCUCUGCCAAGACUGUCAUCAUGGCCCUGUCUUUGAUCGUCCUUCCUUUUAUUCCUGCAUCCAACCUCUUCUUCCCUGUGGGUUUCGUUGUGGCAGAGAGGGUACUUUAUGUGCCCAGUAUGGGCUUCUGUGUUCUCGUUGCACAUGGGUUCAAGAUUCUCUCGUAUAAAGGCCACUUGAAGAUGUCCUGGUUGAUGAUUGGAGUGCUUUUAACUACACAUGCAGUGAAAACCUUCAACAGGAACUGGGACUGGGAGUCAGAAUAUACUCUGUUCACCUCUGCCCUUAAGGUUAACAAGAACAAUGCCAAGUUGUGGAACAAUGUUGGCCAUGCUCUAGAGAACCAAAAUAAUUAUGCAAAGGCUUUGCAGUUUUUUCUCCAGGCCACUCGUGUCCAGCCAGAUGACAUUGGUGCUCACAUGAAUGUUGGAAGAACCUACAAGAACUUGAACAAGUCCAAAGAGGCAGAAGAGGCCUACUUGGUUGCCAAAUCCCUCAUGCCACAGGUUAUUCCUGGUAAAAAGUAUGCAACUCGUGUGGCUCCUAACCAUCUGAACGUUUACAUAAACCUGGCCAAUCUGAUUCGGGCUAACGAAUCGCGUCUAGAAGAGGCCGACCAGCUCUACCGACAAGCCAUCAGCAUGAGACCAGACUUCAAACAAGCAUACAUUAGCAGAGGGGAGCUCCUACUGAAGAUGAACAAGCUCACAGAGGCCCGUGACGCUUACCUCCGAGCCUUGGAGCUUGAUCGUGCCAAUGCGGAUCUGUGGUACAACCUGGCUAUCGUCAAUAUUGAAAUGAAGGACCCAUCAGAGGCCCUGAAGAACUUCAACCAUGCCCUGGAGCUCAAUCCACGCCACAAGCUGGCGCUCUUCAACUCGGCACUUCUCAUGCAGGAGUCAGGUGAUCCAAAGUUCUGGCCUGAGGCUAACCGUCGAUUCCUCACCUAUGUGGAGGAGGAGCCUGAAGACGCCAACGGCUACUUCAACCUUGGUAUGCUAGCAAUGGACGCCGAUGAAAAUGCAGCAGCUGAAAGGUGGAUGCGCAAAGCCAUCGGUUUGCAGGCCGGCUUCCGCAGUGCCCUGUUUAACCUGGCGUUGCUUUACUCUCAGUCCAAACGCGAGAUUAAUGCACUGCCUGUGUUGGACGAACUCCUGCGCCACCACCCGGAGCACAUCAAGGGUCUAAUUCUGAAGGGCGAUAUCCUCAUGAACCAUAAGAAGGACACAAAUGGAGCCAAAGCCUGCUUUGAGCGCAUUGUACACAUGGACCCCACCAAUGUUCAAGGCAAGCACAAUUUGUGCGUGGUAUACUUCGAGGAGCGUGACCUGCCACGGGCCGAGCGCUGCCUGGAGGAAACACUGGCCCUGGCACCAAACGAGGAGUAUGUGCGUCGUCACUUGAGCAUUGUGCGCAGUAAAAUGGCUGCCAUGAGCUCAGCCGGGCAUCCGCUUACUUCAGCAGAGGGAGCCACUGUGACAGCCAAGGAGGAAGAGCUGAGCAAAGUCAAGGAAGUGAUUGAGGAGGUUGCUGAGGGUGGGGAGGAAGGGAGGGGUGUUGAUGCUGUUGGAAAUGGGGCUGGGGAUGAGAAGAAUGUGCGGAAAUCCUCUGUAGAAAGCCUCGGCCGUGUGGGCGUGGAUGAAGCAGAAUCUUUGGACAAUAGCCAGUCUGACAAGCGGACUAAGGGUAAGUCCACAAAAGAGAUUACAGAUAUAGAGAAAAAAAGAGCUGCUGCCUUGAAGAGACUAGAGGAGAUUGAGCGCAUAUUAAGUGGUGAUUGACAUUUUUGUUUAUAGCUGGACUACUUUUAUAGAGCUCUUUAUGCAUUCUUAAUCAAUUGCCAUUUUAUUUGAUUGAAUCAUGCAGGGCCGCUCAGCAUGAUCUUGUUGUUCUAACACUGAUUAUGUAAAGAAGGGAAAUGGUUAUCUGCACAUGAAACUAAUAAUAAUAAGCACAAAGCCAAUUUGGGAUAAUCUAUUUAAAGCUUAAGGCAUACGUAGAUGCCAGUGUGUGUGUGUGUGCGCGCUUGACAUGAAUGUUAUCUUGCAUAUCAUAGGUCUCCAGCAGUUAUACGUAUUUUUCUUCUUUUUUUUCAAAUGUGUAGUCAUUGUUUAUCACUGGAUUUGUCUUUUCUAUUUGUUCACUAAGAUGUGACUCACUCUUGUGUUAUUGUCUUUAAAAACAGAAUGAUUGUAUCAUGGACAAUUAAAGGAAAUUAUGUGCUCCCCAGAUUUCCUCAAGGCAGGAUGAUAUCUGCAGAGUCUGUGCCUCUAAAUAACCCAAACCACACUGAGAGCAAAAUAACCCGUCGCACCACAUCAACUCAAGGCUCACGAUCCAUUUCAAUGUCUGCAAAUAUUUAUUGAUCUUUUCUGCCACUUCCUGUCGACUACAUCAUCAGCCUGUACGCUCACAGCUGCCUUCACUUCAAAAUUCCAUUGUGAUCCCAUGUAAAGACUAUUAUUUCAUUCCCUUUGUCACAUUACCUAAUUGCAUCUCCACGUCCGGCUGCCAUCCUUUUUUCCCCAGAGAAUGUUUUCUUUUUCUCAGUAAACUGCCCCACUCAAAAGUCUUUGACCUGGGAAACGCCCGUUUAGUGUGACCGUCAACAAUGAUGUACUCUCAUCCUCAGCGUCAGGCUUCAUCAUGUGUUCUUCAUUUUCCUCCCACUUCACAGGAGGAAUUUUUACAGCACAUUUGUAGAAAACAGAUCUCCUCCUUCAUCCUGCUCCACAGUAGCAAUGAUGUUUGAUCGUUCUGGUACUAAAAUAUCAUUUGGAUUUUCCACAUUUUCAGGUUUUUGCAGUGUCCUUUGUAUCCACUUUCUUCAGUAUUAUCACUCUGAGUUAAUAAAUACCCAGCGUCUCUCUGUAGUCACUUCCAAAAGCUUUGUCCGAGUAAACAAAUUAAAACUUAGAACAAAAUAAAUUCAGAACUUCACAAAUCCUUCCUGUUUGCGCUGUCUUCUGGCAGAACAAUUUGUGUUAUUGCACACAUGUGUGUAGCAUAGCCAAGGGGAGCCCCGAUGGUCAUGAACUUAACACGAGCAGACCUGUGACUCACUGUGAGGCACGUCCGCUGUGUUUAGCUCAUCACACCUUUUACAAAUCAAAGUGAGUAUGACUGUUUCUUCCUUGUGUGCUGCUUUGAACUCAUGAUUUUCCAGUUUUUCGCUUCACAGUGUAAUAAUUAGUUUUCAGCUCAAUGGUUAUGCUCAGUGCAAUUUUUCGAAGUGGCGUAAAGGAAAGAACACUAAUUACUGUCACUUAGGAGCACGGCGGUGGUACUAAGGAGCCUUGCUAUGUAUUGACCCUGUUAAGCGCUGAAAUUCUAUGUACAUAUAUUUCCAGUGUUCUUUUCAUCCAGUGUUAUUUAUUCUUUUUAUAUGCACUGCUAAUGCUGUUGCUGAUUUUGUUCACCAAUUACAGUAUGCUUUGAAUCCACGGUGCAUUGUUUUGUCACCGCUCAUUUUUCCUAUUUACUGUAGUACAUGUCAUAGAUGUUUGGAAUAUUAAAUCAGAAAGUCUGGCCCAAAAAAGUAGGUACAGCUUUGAACGAGGAAGCAUUUGGUUUGCAACAUAUUCUUUGUCACAUCAUUUUGCUGUGUGAAUGACUUUGUUUUUGUACAAUUUAAGAUUUUGUUUUUUUAUGCAAUAACCCUUGGUGGUGGGGGUCUAGGUUAUUAAAUAAAGUGAGGUGACAACUCA